Messenger RNA from Microtus oregoni (creeping vole), 1893 nucleotides. It is a transcript of the gene Agpat4, whose product is annotated as 1-acylglycerol-3-phosphate O-acyltransferase 4. The transcript has 9 exons. NCBI's taxonomy places the organism in Eukaryota, Metazoa, Chordata, Mammalia, Rodentia, Cricetidae. The record is from RefSeq and is a predicted model, not a curated record. Gene Ontology annotation, molecular function: 1-acylglycerol-3-phosphate O-acyltransferase activity. Gene Ontology annotation, cellular component: mitochondrial outer membrane; endomembrane system. The coding region runs from base 220 to 1356 and encodes 378 amino acids.
GGUGGAGUCUCGCUUUUUCUUUCGCGUGUUGGCUGACUUACAGCUUCUCUAAAGUAGAGGCAGUUUCUGAACCCUAGGCAGCUGCCUCGCAGUUCUAGCUGGUGAGCGCCAAUGCACAGCGCUCCCGGGAACGAGCCGCUUUCCUGAGCCCCGGCUCUCUCUCGCUUCUGGAACUAUCCCACCAUCCACAUUUCUCUACUUUGAGAACUCCCCCUCGUCAUGGACCUCGUCGGGCUGCUGAAGUCCCAGUUUCUGUGCCACCUGGUGUUCUGCUAUGUGUUCAUCGCCUCGGGGCUCAUCGUCAACGCCAUCCAGCUGUGCACACUGGUCCUCUGGCCCAUCAACAAGCAGCUGUUCCGCAAGAUCAACGGCAGACUGUGCUACUGCGUCUCUAGCCAAUUGGUGAUGCUUCUGGAGUGGUGGUCAGGCACGGAGUGCACCAUCUACACCGACCCGAGGUCCUCCCUGCACUACGGGAAGGAAAACGCCAUUGUGGUUCUCAACCAUAAAUUUGAGAUUGACUUUCUCUGUGGCUGGAGCCUGGCUGAGCGCCUUGGAAUCCUGGGGAACUCCAAAGUCUUGGCCAAGAAAGAGCUGGCUUACGUCCCAAUCAUUGGCUGGAUGUGGUACUUCGUGGAAAUGAUCUUCUGCACGCGCAAGUGGGAGCAGGAUCGGCAGACGGUCGCCAAGAGCCUGCUGCACCUCCGGGACUACCCAGAGAACUAUCUGUUCCUGAUUCACUGUGAGGGCACAAGGUUCACAGAGAAGAAACACCAGAUCAGCAUGCAGGUGGCCCAAGCCAAGGGACUGCCCAGUCUCAAGCACCACCUGCUGCCACGCACCAAGGGCUUUGCUAUCACCGUGAAGUGCUUGCGAGAUGUAGUCCCAGCUGUAUAUGACUGUACACUCAAUUUCAGAAACAAUGAAAACCCAACACUGCUGGGAGUCUUAAAUGGAAAGAAAUAUCAUGCGGACUGCUAUGUUAGGAGGAUCCCGAUGGAAGACAUCCCAGAGGACGAGGACAAGUGCUCGGCCUGGCUACACAAGCUAUACCAGGAGAAGGAUGCCUUUCAGGAGGAAUACUACAGGACAGGGGUCUUCCCAGAGACCCCCUGGGUUCCCCCACGCCGGCCUUGGGCCCUGGUCAACUGGUUGUUCUGGGCGUCUUUGCUGCUCUAUCCUCUCUUCCAGUUCCUCGUGAGCAUGGUCAGCAGCGGUUCUUCAGUGACGCUGGCUAGCUUGGUCCUCAUCUUUUGUAUGGCCUCCAUGGGAGUUCGAUGGAUGAUUGGCGUGACAGAGAUCGACAAGGGCUCUGCCUACGGCAAUAUCGACAACAAACAGAAACAGACAGACUGACCUGGGAACAUCGCCUCCAAAAGGAACCUUGGGAACUGUUGGCCCCUGCCUAGCCUUCUUAGUAGGGUUCAGUGAUGGAGCCGGGGAGCCUUGCCGGGAGGAGCAGAAGCCAGAGCCCCUCCAGUCACUGAGUUUUUCUCAGCGCUGGAGGGGAAACGAAGAUGUCCUUUGAUGCAGACUGUCUUAAACCCUUCCCCUUUCCCGUGUGAAUUCUUGAUGCAGACUGUCUACAGUUCUUAAACCCUUUUCCUUCCCGUGUGAAUUCUCGGGUUUGGUUAUCUUUUCAGUUGCACACACACACACACACACACACACGUGUGAGAGAGGAGAAUGGCUUGUUCAUUGUGACCCUGGGACAAUGGGUCUCUGAGGCUGCAGGGAAGGGCGGGGCUGGGGUGAAAGGGAAGGUGUCCCUGCCACCCUUUGGUGCUGUGUCUUUAACCCUCAUUGCCAGCGAUGGAGUCAACAGUGCUUUAGGUAAGACGGCUAAAUUAUGCCUCCAAAUAAGAAAAAAAAAAUUAAAGUGUUUAUCUGGGU